Messenger RNA from Astyanax mexicanus (Mexican tetra), 2564 nucleotides. It is a transcript of the gene nkpd1, whose product is annotated as NTPase, KAP family P-loop domain containing 1. The transcript has 5 exons. NCBI's taxonomy places the organism in Eukaryota, Metazoa, Chordata, Actinopteri, Characiformes, Acestrorhamphidae. Bases 304 to 2529 code for a protein of 741 amino acids. The record is from RefSeq and is a predicted model, not a curated record.
CCUACACUCCUACACUCGGGUCAGCUCUCGUUUUCAUUUCUCUCUCUCUUUCUCUCUCUCUCUCUCUCUCUCUCUCUCUCUCUUUUUUUUUCUGUAUUUAUUUUUCUCCUCACAUAAAGGCUCUGUCUCUUUUCUUUAUGAAAUAUUGUGUAAGAUGCGGUUUGGAGGCUCGGCUUACGAGUGAUUUCGCUGUAAACUGAGGGAUUACUCCGCGAAUCGGUUUGUGAAAGGAGAGCUGGAGGAGGAGGGGGCUUGUUGGAGAGGUUCUGCUGGAGAGACAGGAGGGACUGAGGACAGAUAAUCAUGGCAAAAGAUCUGUACUCAGAGAAUAUCUACGCCUACGCUCUAUCCAAAACCCUGACUAAAGUGCACCCCCCUCUGACCGUGGGCCUGUACUCAUCCUGCCACAGCAAGAUUAAGAUGAUCCUCAAGAACAUUGAAGGUCACAUGAACGACGAGGCUCAAAGAAGAGAGAAGCAAGAACAGAAAUCCAAGCCUCGGCCGGCGAUGGCCUCUUUUGGAAACAUGCUUUCGCUAAUCUCUCGUCUCCUGUUCUAUCGGCCCGUGUGGACAGAACAGAACCAGAACAGAGAAUGCGUCCGCUACGUCUUCGUGAAGUUCAGCGCCUGGCAUUUCGCUGGUAGCGAUCUGCUCUGGGCUGGACUGGUGAUGCACUUGUGGCAGACUCUUCAGGAUAGCUUCGGCAAACUUGAACUCGGACUCUACAGAGUAGCUCAGUUUGACAAAGACGAGGACAGAAAGAAAAAGAAGAUUGAAGACGUCAACCAGAACUGGAGAUCUAAGAAGGUCCUGUGCAUCCCGCUGUGGAUCCUGGUCUUGGUGACACUGGUUGUGUCUCUUUUCGUGCUGGUGCCGAUUAUUAUUCUUGGGUUCUCUGGAAAAAAACAAGGGGAACAAGGAGAAGAUAAAGAACAGGAAGACUCAAGCGAGAGCAACGGGUACGGAGUUCUGGAAGGUUUUGCUAUCGCAGCUCUUGGAGUUCCAGCAGCUGGAGCUGUGAGGUUCACCAUCAUGUUGGGGAAGAACCUCAUCUUCAAUCAGGACUUCAAUAUCAGGAGACGAUUGGACAACCAGAAAAUCAGCGAACAGCUGGGACUGAUGCAUGAGGUCCGAAAAGAGAUAAGACUGCUCUCUCGUUUUAUCCACUUCAUGGAGAUCUUUGAGAGACGCAAGAUCAAAGUGGUGCUGGAGAUCACCAAUUUGGACCGUUGCACUCCUGAGAAAAUCGUUGGGGUCUUGGACGCCAUCAAUAUACUUCUAUCAGAUGAAGAAAGCCCAUUUAUAUCGUUAAUUGCAGUGGAUCCAGAGGUACUUGCUCAACAGGUAGACCAGGCAAAGGGUUGCUUCACCAAAAAGGACAGAGCUUAUGGUUUCUUGGACCGAAUAAUCACACUACCCUUCACCAUUCCACCGUUGUGCGAUACGUCGAAGUGCAAAGUCUUCCGGAAAAUCGUUUGCGGUCAGUCUGAGUCCACAGUUGACUCACAGGGUAUUGAGGUUGAAAGAUAUUGCGAAUCUGAGACAUCGCUUUCUAUAGAUGAUGUUGAUUCUUCAAUCAGCACCAGUCUCAUCAAAGGUCAAUCCACUGCUCUGAUUGCAAAACAAAAUAAGCCAGAAACCCUGAAACCGUUCAUAUUUCACGAGACGGAAGUAGAACGGCUAAUCCAGGCUGCGUUUGAGAGCAUCUUCUUAAGUACCGAAACAAGGCUUCACACCUACAUCUCUGAAAACACCGUGUCCAUGAGGAGAGUCAUCAACUCCAUCAGGGUGACCAUUGUGGUCAUGGAGGCUCUGAAGGUCGAGGUUCCUUCACCUGAAAGAACUGCAGCCUGGGUGGUGCUGGUGGACCGCUGGCCCUGUAGACUGAGCUGGAUCCUCCAGUGCGUGGAAGACGAAGAGCAGAUCCUGAAGAUCCAAGAAAACAAGGUUGGAACGCCAACCGCUUUUGACCCCACUAAAUCCCUAUGGAGUGUUUUCAGUGAGCACCGGGUGGAGCUCCAUGUGAUUGGGGAUGAGGUGGAGCGCUUCUUGGAAAGAGAUGAUGAUCCCGAGCUCUUUGAGAUGUUCCUCAAAAACGACUUUAAAUUCACAGUUGGAGAGAUGACUACGUUUAAGUUAUAUACAGUAAAUCUGGACUAUUCCAUCAAGAACGAAUUGGCCAAGAUUAGAGGAAGCAAGAGGGUGAAAGGAACUGGGAGGAGUUUCUUCAACACUUUGUCUCCAAAGACUGUGAUUAACAUGAGUGUAGAGGAUAUCUGCACAGAGUUAUCCAGGAUGAAUCUCCAGGAGAAGUACUCAGAGAUUGUGAGGAUGAAUCAUAUUAAUGGUCAGGCUCUGCUCCUCAGUGACCCCUCUGAUCUGAGAGAGGUCAUGCAGAUGACCCUCGGGGAAUGGACAGCUUUUAAGACUCGCUUCCUUGGGGUCAUGUCGUCCGGUCGUAGGAACCAAACCAAACCAUCACCAGUGAUCUCAAAACCUAAUCUGAUCGUGUGCUCCUCUGCUCGGUAAAAUAAAGCUCUGGAAAAAAUGAAGAGAUCACUUCA